UUGUACUUAGUACCUGUAUCUUUUGUACUUUGUACCUGUAGAAGCUGUUUUGUACUUAGUACCUGUAUCUUUUGUACUUUGUACCUGUAAAAGCUGUAAUUGUUUGCAAACCUGAAAAUCUGUUCAAUAGCCGGGUCAGGCUUAAGUGGACGCACUUGAAAGCCGCCGGCGUGGACCGCGGGAGACGUCCCCGGACCACAUGUUAGGAAGGCCACACCCUUUGCGGGGAAGCAGAUACCCCUUUUGGGGGCCUUUUAAAAUAUCAGUCUUUGGCCUGUUUCUUGUGACGACAGCCACUGUACUUCUAGCAUUUGUCAUCAUGGGUCAAUCACCAUCUACCCCUCUAUCCGUUGUUUUACAGCAUUUUAAAGAUGUCAGGUCCAGAGGGUCGGACCUCGGUGUAAAAAUAAAAAAAUCCCCUCUAAUCACCUUUUGUUCCUCAGAGUGGCCGAAGUUCGGAGUUGGUUGGCCCCCGGAGGGAACUUUUGAUUUACAGAUUGUCCGUCGCGUAAAGGAAAUCAUCACCAGUGAAAAAAAAUUCGGACAUCCUGACCAACUCCCGUAUAUCUUAGUCUGGCAAGAUCUAGUCCAGAACCCCCCUGCUUGGUUAAAGCCAUUUUUGUCGUUACAGGCACAACCCGUACUGCCGGCUAAACUGCUUGGGUCCCACCCCAACACCCCGUCGGCACCUGCGGUUUUCCAAGACUCUACCCCGGAGGAACUUCUAUUUCCACCACCCUAUCAUAACCCUUGUAGUAACCCUCCCCAACUCCUGCGGUCGGCUGACCACCCUCCCCCAGAGGCGGGCGGGGCUCGUGGGCAGGGUCCGGCGGCAGGCACCCGCUCAGUGAAGGCGAAUUCCCCGGAUUCCACCGUCCUGCCCCUGCGUGUGGCAGGAUUGCCUAAUGAGCAGGGCAACCAGCCCAUGCACUACUGGCCGUUUGCGACCAGUGACCUCUACAACUGGAGAGCACAAAAUGCACGUUUCUCUGACAACCCUAAAGACCUUGUUAAUCUCCUAGACACUGUUCUAUUUACUCAUCAGCCCACCUGGGAUGAUUGCCAACAGCUCUUGCAGGUCCUCUUCACCACUGAGGAGCGAGAUCGUAUACUGACGGCCGCCAGGAAAUUAGUCCCUGGAGAAGAUGACACACCCACCACAAACGCGGCCCGCAUAGAUUUAGUGUUUCCCUUGACCUGACCUGACUGGGAUUUUAACCAGGCUGAAGGUAAGGAGAGACUCCGGGUGUACCGCCAGACUCUAAUGGCAGGGUUGCGUGCAGCAGCCCGCAAGCCCACCAAUUUGGCCAAGGUAGGGGAUGUGCAGCAGGGAAGGGAGGAGACCCCCGCGGCUUUUCUAGAACGCCUCAUGGAAGCUUUUCGGCAAUAUACUCCUAUGGAUCCGGAGGCAACGGAGAACAGGGCCGCGGUGGUAAUGGCCUUUGUUAACCAGGCGGCUCCUGACAUUAAACAAAAACUACAAAGAAUAAAUAGGCUGGGAAAAAAAUCUAUUCGAGAUCUUAUGGAGGUGGCAGAAAAGGUGUACAAUCGCCGUAAAACUCCUGAGCAAAGAGAAGACCGCAUCCGCCAGGAAAAACGGAAGGUAAGGGCGGCUGAAAACGCACGCCACACUCGGGAUAUGGCCAGAAUCCUGUUCGCCGUCACUCAAAAGGACGACCUGGGUAAGCUACACCCCUCCCGCCGCCCCAGCUCCACAGGGACAGGCAGGACCCUACAGCGUGAUCAAUGUGCAUACUGCACUCAAAAAGGACACUGGGCCAAACAUUGCCCAAAGAAACGGGGAAUAACCUCAAACAACCCCGCCGUUUCUGACACUCCUGUCCUGGUGCUCGGGGGCACAAGAGAUGACAGUGACUAGGACCGUCAGGGCUCGACCCUCCCCGAGCCCCGGCUAACCUUAAAAGUGGAGGGGAGACCCGUUAAUUUCCUUGUGGACACGGGGGCACAGCAUUCAGUCCUCACGGAACCCUUGGGUAAACUUUCCGGUAAAACUUCGUGGGUGCAAGGGGCUACGGGCAAGCAGUAUCCCUGGACCACGAAAAGAUCUGUAGACCUGGGAAAAGGUCAGGUCUCGCACACCUUCGUUGUAAUUCCUGAAUGCCCGUACCCAUUAAUUGGAAGAGACCUUUUAACCAAGGUAGGAGCGCAAAUCUCAUUUGGACAGGAAGGUGUCGAAAUCAAGGACUUUAAGGGCUCUCCCCUACACGUCCUCACGAUUUCCCUUCAAGAUGAGUACCGCCUUUUGGUGGCGCCAGAUCACCCACCCCUUUCUGGGUGGUGGAUGGAAUCUUUCUCGAAUGUUUGGGCAGAAACCGGGGGCGUUGGCCUGGCGUCCCACAGACCACCCAUUAUAGUCCAGCUAAAGCCUGGGGCUGAACCCAUUCGGGUAAAACAGUACCCUAUGCCUGCAGAAGCCAAGGCAGGAAUAACGCCUCAUAUUCGGAGGCUAUUGGACAGUGGUAUCCUUAAAACAUGCCAUUCGUCAUGGAACACCCCUUUGUUACCGGUGCGAAAACCACACUCGCAAGACUUCAGGCCGGUACAGGACCUCAGAGAAGUAAAUAAACGGGUCAUAGAUAUCCACCCCACAGUCCCAAACCCUUAUACCUUGCUGAGUGCCUUGCCACCUACUCAUGUGUGGUACACAGUAUUGGACUUAAAAGAUGCCUUCUUUAGUCUACCACUAGCACCCCAAAGCCAGGAAAUGUUUGCCUUUGAAUGGCAGGAUGCGGAACGGGGCAUCAGUGGACAAUUAACUUGGACAAGGUUGCCUCAAGGGUUUAAAAACUCUCCCACCCUUUUUGACGAGGCCCUUCAUGAGGAUUUAAGAAAAUUCCGCAGCCGAUUUCCCGAACUAACUUUGCUCCAGUAUGUUGAUGAUCUGUUACUUGCAGCGAAAAGUGAGCAUGCCUGCCGAACAGGAACAGCCGAAUUACUGACGGAACUGGGCCAGAUGGGAUACCGCGUCUCCGCAAAAAAGGCACAAAUUUGCCUGCCCGAGGUAAUCUAUCUGGGCUACCGCCUCAAAAACGGUUAUAGGUGGCUGACGGAAGCCAGAAAAGCUACUGUCUUACAGUUGCCGACACCCACCACCAAAAGGGAGGUACGUGAGUUCCUGGGAUCUGCUGGGUUUUGCCGGCUAUGGAUACCUGGAUUCGCAGACCUGGCCCAACCCUUGUAUGAGGCUACCCGGGAAAAAGUAACUUUUCAGUGGACUCCCCAGAUGCAGCAGUCUUUUGAGUCCUUAAAGAGGGCUUUACUGUCUGCACCAGCCCUGGGUCUUCCGGACAUUACAAAGCCUUUCCAUUUGUUCGUAGAUGAGGCAAAGGGCAUAGCUAAAGGGGUGCUCACUCAGUCCUUGGGCCCCUGGAGGCGUCCUGUGGCUUAUCUGUCUAAAAAGUUAGACCCGGUGGCGUCCGGCUGGCCACCGUGCUUACGCAUGGUGGCAGCGGCUGCCCUCCUUUUCAAGGACUCCCAAAAACUGUCUCUGGGACAAGUUACUUCCAUAACCACCCCCCAUGCGGUGGAAGGAGUCCUCAGGCAGCCGCCAGAGAGGUGGAUGAGUAAUGCCCGAAUCACGCAUUACCAAAGCCUAUUGCUCAACCCAGAGAGGGUCAAUUUUUCGCCACCCACGGGGCUAAACCCCGCCUCCCUCCUACCUGCCCCUGACCUGGAGGCCCAUCUAGACUGUGUUGAUAUCUUGGCCCAGGUCCAAGGGUUACGCCCUGAUCUGCGAGAUAACCCUCUGCCGGACGGACUGGUUUGGUUUACGGAUGGGAGCAGUUUUAUCCACGAGGGCCGAAGAGCGGCAGGGGCGGCAGUGGUGUCCAUGCAGGAAGUCAUAUGGGCUGAGCCUUUGCCAUCCGGGACGUCCGCUCAAAAGGCUGAACUAAUUGCCCUAACCAAAGCUCUCACCUUGGCUCGAGGGAAAAAUUUAACUGUGUAUACUGACAGCAGAUAUGCAUUUGCCACGGCCCACGUACACGGGGCCAUAUAUCGAGAGCGCGGGCUCUUAACCUCCGACGGCAAAGGCAUUAAAAACGCUCAAGAAAUUAUGGAUCUCCUGGCAGCGCUGUGGCUACCACGUAAGCUGGCUAUAGUACAUCAUCCAGGUCAUCAAAAGGACUCCUCGACUCCAACUCAAGGUAAUAAGCGGGCGGAUGAGGCAGCACGCCAAGCUGCCCUAAUGCCGGUAGAUGCCCUGACAGUAAAACUCCCAGACCCAGGGGACCCGCAGCUGCCGGAAGACCCAGAGUAUAGUGCUAUGGACUUUGACUACAUACAGUCUCUACCGGGUGCUUUUUCUUUGGGACACUGGUGGUACACCCAAGAAACUAAGGCCAUCUUGCCAGCACACUUGGCCACUGAUCUCAUUCAGCGCUUGCACCGAGCCACGCAUUUGGGAGAGAGAAAAAUUCUAACUCUAAUCAGGCAAUGGAACCUCCAUGUCCGGGACGCAACCUGUACCGUGCGACAAGUAGUGGCAUCCUGCCAGUCGUGUGCCAUGGUAAACGCCACCAAGACAACCGGUGAACCAGGAAUGAGGCCGCGAGGAACGCGCCCGGGGGUCCAUUGGGAAAUAGACUUCACCGAGGUAAGACCAGGUAAAUUUGGCUAUCGAUACCUGCUGGUCCUGGUGGACACGUUUUCCGGAUGGCCGGAGGCGUUCCCGACAAGAGGUGAGUCAGCUCGAGUGGUAGCCAAAAUCCUGUUGGAAAACAUUUUUCCUAGAUUUGGGUUUCCAGUGACCAUUGGGUCAGACAAUGGACCAGCCUUUGUCUCUCAGGUAUCGAAAUCUGUGGCUUCUGCCCUGGGAGCAGAGUGAAAGCUCCAUUGUGCCUAUCGGCCCCAGAGUUCAGGGCAGGUGGAGAGAAUGAACAGAACUUUAAAAGAAACUUUAACUAAAUUAACUUUAGAGUCUGGCGGGGACUGGGUGACUCUCCUUCCCUAUGCCCUCUUCCGGGCUCGCAAUUCCCCUUAUCGUCUGGGUCUGUCUCCGUUCGAGAUUAUCUAUGGAACCGCCCCCCCAACCACACCGCACGGUGCGCAGUUAGCUUGUGAUUUGCCUUCUGAUUGUGAACUUUUUCUUUCUGUGUGGGCUGUACAGCAGGCUCACCAGGAGGUCUGGCCCCGCCUCAGAGCGCUCUAUGAAGGGGGAGGACCUUCUCAGACAGCCCACAAAUUUCAGCCUGGAGAUCUUGUCCUUGUCCGCCGACACAAGACCGACGGUCGUGGCCUCCAGCCCCGGUGGAAGUGUCCCUACAUCGUCCUCCUGACCACACCCACCGCACUCAAAGUGGACGGCAUCGCGGCCUGGGUUCAUCACUCACACGUCAAGACGGCACCAACUGACGACUCCCAGCUGCAGUGGCGAGCCCGGAAGCAUCCCACCAAUCCACUCAAGCUGACUCUUCAGGCGCUCCCGGCUACAACCCAUCGCUCCCAGACCACUGCCCACGCCGUGAAAAAUGACACCAAACUGUAAUGUUGGCUACCUACUGUCCUUCCUUUGUUUUCUCCUUGUCGGGGCUGACUGGGAUCCCUGCCGACGGUGCAUCACCGAAGGCAUAUUCGGUCAUAUUCAGAGCAAGUGCUAUGUUAGUAAGCGUGCUUGCAGCCUUAAGGGAGUUCCUUUGUUUGUGGCGACCCUGAUUAAGGGCACCACCCAUGGAUGUCCAGGUACAGUGGGGAGGGUGGUCUGUUGGAAGCGUUUAAAUCAAAUGCCGCCUAAAAAUGAAAGUUGCAAUCACUGUAAAGA
Messenger RNA from Talpa occidentalis (Iberian mole), 5779 nucleotides. RefSeq lists its product as uncharacterized. The record is from RefSeq and is a predicted model, not a curated record. Gene Ontology annotation, molecular function: zinc ion binding; RNA-DNA hybrid ribonuclease activity; nucleic acid binding. Gene Ontology annotation, biological process: proteolysis; virion assembly; DNA integration. Lineage: Eukaryota; Metazoa; Chordata; Mammalia; Eulipotyphla; Talpidae.